Molecule: messenger RNA, 1245 nt
Organism: Diaporthe citri
Lineage: Eukaryota; Fungi; Ascomycota; Sordariomycetes; Diaporthales; Diaporthaceae
Exons: 2
Coding region: 1-1245 (414 amino acids)
Biological process (GO): chorismate biosynthetic process; aromatic amino acid biosynthetic process
Cellular component (GO): cytosol
Molecular function (GO): chorismate synthase activity; FMN binding
Source: RefSeq, a predicted model, not a curated record
AUGUCGACCUUUGGCGAGCACUUCAGGGUCACCACCUAUGGCGAGUCCCAUUGCCGGUCCGUCGGCUGCAUCGUCGACGGCUGCCCGCCGGGCAUGGCCCUGACCGAGGCCGACAUCCAGCCGCAGAUGACACGCCGCCGCCCGGGCCAGUCGGCCAUCACCACGCCGCGCAACGAGAAGGACCGCGUCGAGAUCCAGUCGGGCACCGAGUUCGGCAUCACCCUCGGCACCCCGAUCGGCCUGCGCGUCAUGAACGAGGACCAGCGGCCCAAGGACUACGGCAACGCCACCAUCGACAUGUACCCGCGGCCCUCGCACGCCGACUGGACAUACCUCGAGAAGUACGGCGUCAAGGCCUCCUCCGGCGGCGGCAGGAGCAGCGCACGCGAGACAAUCGGCCGCGUGGCGGCUGGUGCCAUCGCCGAGAAGUACCUGCGCCUGGCCUAUGGCGUCGAGAUCGUCGCCUUCGUCACCAGCGUCGGUGGCGUCCACCUCUACCCGCCGACCGCCGAGCACCCCAGCCCCAGCACGAACCCGGAGUACCUGCGCCUGCUGCAGGGCAUCGACCGCGCCACCGUCGACAAGUUCCUGCCCGUGCGCUGCCCGGACGAGGACGUCUCGCGACGCAUGGAGGACCACAUCGCCGAGUUCCGCGACCGCGCCGACAGCAUCGGCGGCACCGUCACCUGCGUCAUCCGCAACGCGCCCUCGGGGCUGGGCGAGCCGUGCUUCGACAAGAUGGAGGCCCUGCUGGCCCACGCCAUGCUCUCCAUCCCCGCCACCAAGGGCUUCGAGAUCGGCUCCGGCUUCGGCGGCUGCGAGGUGCCCGGCUCCAUCCACAACGACCCAUUCAUCCCCGCCGAGACCGCCCAGCGCCUCGAGACCGGCGCAGACAGGGCGGGGCUGCCACGCCCCAAGCUCACCACCAAGACAAACUACAGCGGCGGCAUCCAGGGCGGCAUCACGAACGGCGCCCCCAUCUACUUCCGCGUCGGCUUCAAGCCCCCGGCCACCAUCGGCCAGGAGCAGACCACCGCCACCUACGACGGCACGGGUGAGGGCGUUCUCGCCGCAAAGGGCCGCCACGACCCCUGCGUCGUGCCGCGCGCCGUGCCCAUCGUCGAGGCCAUGGCCGCCCUGGUCGUCAUGGACACGGUGCUGUCACAGCAGUCGAGGAGCCUGGCGCGUAGCCUGCUGCCGCCACUAAACGCGAAGGACGCUGGGGAGAACGGCAAGGCGGCAUAG